Molecule: messenger RNA, 414 nt
Organism: Necator americanus (New World hookworm)
Lineage: Eukaryota; Metazoa; Nematoda; Chromadorea; Rhabditida; Ancylostomatidae
Exons: 5
Coding region: 1-414 (137 amino acids)
Source: RefSeq, a predicted model, not a curated record
AUGAUGUCUACUUUUCAACUUGCGUUAUGUUCUAUGUUUUCCAUGGCAAGGACGCACGAUGUAAAAGAUCAAUCUGAAUCUGAUCUGGUGUAUCAAAAGCUGUAUUUGACCCUAUUCGAUCAGUACAAUUCAAUGCUGCCAUCGGUGUUCGCAAAACGUGAAUUAUUCGUAUACGGGAUAGCAGAUUAUGGAGAGCACUGCUGUGGACACGCAUCAGUGGCCAGCUCGUCAUCAGGAGAUUACACCAUCUACUGUGGCGAUGCUGAUAAAAAAAGAAGCGCGUUGAUGUCUGGGAUACCCACCCAGCGAGUGGACAUUGGCGGAAUAGACGAGAACGCGAAGACGGGACUCGAACAACAAUCCGAUGUAUUAGGAAAAUUGUAUUAUCCAGCGGAGCGCGCGUCGGACGCGUAG